AAUCGCAACAAUCUUCAUAAGCCCUGGAGAAGAUAAACUUUUUCCUAUUUCUCUCCAAUCGGUUUUUGUUAUUUGAUCGAUGCUUUAACUAGUGUAAAGAAAACACUCUGCAAAUGAGGAGACGGUGAGAGCAUGUUAGAAUGGAAGUAAAACUAGUAUCUUCCCAUUUGCAAUGCCGAAUGGGGGCGGAGUUGGCAAUACAUUGAGAAUAUUGGAGGUGGCAUCCAUAUGCCAGGCGCUCCGAAAAGGAGGCACAGACAUCAACAAGUCCCUCUCUGCUCUUUCCAUUAAACAACUUGACCACCGCAUAGUUUUAGGAGUCAUAAAAGCCAGGGGUUUAGACGUGGAAAAAACACUGAAUUUCUUCAAGUGGGCAGGCCUACAGAAGGGCUUCAAACAUCACGCCAAAACAUACACCCCCAUGAUUUGGAGACUGUGCAGGGAAGACAAGCUAGAAAUGGUGCCCUCUCUCCUGAAUGACCUCAAGAAGGAUGGAUGCUCUGUAGACACUGAGACUUCCAAGCUUCUAUUUCGCAGUUUUAUCAAAUCAGGUAUGUUUGACGAGGCCUUAGAGAUUCUGGAUAGAAUGGAACAACAUGGUGGGUUUAGCCAAAUUAAUCCUCAGUUGUAUAAUUAUAUAAUUGUAGCCCUUCUUAAGAAAUCCCAAGUUAAUAAAGCCUUUGUUAUAUUUAACACCAUGUUGAAAGCCAAUAUAAAUCCAUAUACCACUGCACUCAAUCAGCUCUUGUUAGGUUUGAGAAAGGUGUAUAUGAUGACGGAGUUCGAGAAAGUGUUUUGGGAUGCUAGAAACAUGGGUUGCAUUUUUGAUAAAUGGACUUAUAGUAUCUGCAUUCAUGCUUUUGGGGUAGUUGGCAAAUUGGGUCUAGCUGAAGAAAUGUUUGAAGAAAUGAAAGAUCGAGGAUGUCCUCCGGAUGUAUGUAUAUACAAUUGCUUGAUUGCUGUUCGAUGUAAGGCAGGAAAAUUGAACGAAGCGAUGGACAUAAUUGAAGAGAUGAAGGGCCAAGGGCAUGACCCCGAUGCCAUUAGUUAUGGAACGCUGAUCCGUGGAUUGUGUAAAGUGAAUAAGAUCAGUGAUGCACUUAAACUUUUCAGUGAAAUGGUUCAUGAAAGUUGCAAUCCUGAUCUCAUUGUGUAUAAUGCUCUUCUUGAUGGCCUGUUCAAGGUUGGAAAGUUAGACGAUGCAUGCAAACUCUUUGAGACGAUGGUACAGCAAGGCAUGGUGCCAAAUUGCUUCUCUUACAAUAUCUUGAUUGAUGGCUUAUUCAAGAAAGGUAGGGCAGAAGCUGCCUAUAUGCUCUUUGAUGAUUUGAAGAAGAAAAGACAGUGUGUAGAUGGAAUCACAUAUAGCAUAGUUAUUUCGUAUUUGUGCAAGAUGGGGAGAAUUGAGGAUUCCCUUAGAUUGUUGGAAGAAAUGGAAUCCAGAGGGCUGGCAUCUGACAUGGUAACAAUAACAUCGCUGUUGAUUGCGCUUCAUCGCUCUGGUAGACAGGACUGGGCACGUCAGCUUAUGAAGCGGAUUGGAGAUAGCAGUGUUGUCCCUAAUAUCAUAAGAUGGAGUGCUGAUAUGGAGGCGGUAACUAAAGACAGGCAAGAGGAAGGUCUAGACCAAAGAUUUAUGUUUGUAAAGAAUAACAAUGCUUUUAGUGGUGACCCAGAAAAGAAGAAGGAACAGAGUAACAUUUGGCCUCCCGUUGGUCAUGUAUCACAUAUGAAAACAAGCAUGGGAGAUAGUAUUGUUGAGAACCAUGCCUUGAAGCUCGUACGUGCUCCAACAGAUAUAGGCAAGGUCUCUCAAGGGAUAGAAGAUGUAAAUAACUUUACUGUAAGUCUAUCUUCUUCAGACAUGUUUGCCAAUGAUACAAGCACAGAAGAAGAUCCACAGAAGAGGAAUGGAUGUGCUGAUACUUCCAAAGUCUCAGUGGAUCAUACAAAUGGUGCUGGUGAACAGGAUACUGCAGACAGGGAUUUUGAUUUUGAAGCUUACCCAGGAUUUUUGGCAUUAAAGGGAAGAAGAAUACAAGGUAGAGGGAUGGAUUCUUUUAAUAUUGAUAUGUUCAACACUUACAUGUCUGUUUUUUCAGAACAAGGGAAGGUAAAGACAGCUUUUAGGUUAUUUAGAAAUAUGAUUGAAAACGGAAGUGAGCCUGAAACCUAUACUUAUAAUACAUUGCUAACAGUGUUUGUUAAGAAAGGCUAUUUCGGGGAGGCCUGGGGACUUUUCCUGGAAAUGGGUAGGAAAUCAAGUUUUGCUGAUGUAGCUACAUACAACAUAAUCAUUGAUAGCCUUGGAAAGAACGGUGAAAAAGAUAUGUCGCAUGCAGUUCUUCAGGCAAUGUUAAGGAAGGGAGGAUACUUGGACAUUGUUAUGUACAAUACCUUAAUAAAUACAGCCGGAAAAGCAGGUGAAUUAGACGAGGUAGAAAAACUUUUUAGAGGAAUGACUGCUAAUGGGCUCACUCCAGAUGUUGUCACUUAUAACACUCUAAUAGAAGUUUACAGCAAAGCAGGUAAGGUAAAGAAAGCUUACAAAAUUUUGAGAAUGAUGAUAGAUGCAGGCUGUUCUCCAAAUCACGUCACAGAUACAAUACUUGAUUUUCUAGAACAGCAGAUUGAGAAAUUAAGGUACCAAAAGGCAUCGAUCAGAACUGAUCAGAUUUCUUAAGUUAAUAUUUCUUGGAUACCAUUGUGAAAAUCUGCAACAAGAUCAAGCAACUGGGGUACUUGAAUGCAUUAUCAAAAACCUAAAAUGCAUAUCUUACUGGGUGCAUUGGCGUCUGACCAGGAGUGAGUCUGAGCAAGAUUGCAGCUCUCUCUGCAGCUGCUUUGUUCUGCAUAUCAUUUUUAGUCACGUCGUCUGACACAUGGAGCAGAAAGAUUAUUAUAUUUACCUUACUUGCAAAGGGAAGAGGUCUUUUUACUCUCUGGACAAUGGCUUCCUGAGACCAGAUUAAAUUCAGCUUCCAGGUUACAGCUUGACACAAGAGGCUCUUUGUACUCUAGUGAAUCAGUAAAUGAUGGCUCUGACAGAGCAUCCAUUGUUUCUCUUGCCACCCUGAAGGGUUGAUGGUUGGUGCCCAAAAAGGUUUAAUAAACAGAGACACAUAUGCUCUGAAUUCAGUGGUUCUGGUGACAUUUUUGCAAGACUUUAUAGCCAGUUUAGUUUGUACUGCUAAAUUUCAAUGCUAGUGCCAAUUUAGGGUGGCAGAAAAUGUCAUAGUGCUAACUUAUCACCCAUGGCUCGAAUGUGGUGCCAUCCUUUCGGUAAAUGCCAGAAGAUGAAUCAUCUUUCCCUGAUGUCUGUUCAAUUCAUAUUCAUAUGUAUAAAAAAAUUAUUUUAAGCUCAGAGAAGACAGAUUUACAGAGUUUUAUGUCUCCCAUGUCAGAUACUCGCAUCGUAUGGAACAUGUGUAAUGAUUAAUUUUUUGAUCCAGUUCUUAUUGACGCUACUGCCAUUU
Messenger RNA from Cryptomeria japonica (Japanese cedar), 3476 nucleotides. RefSeq names its product pentatricopeptide repeat-containing protein At4g01570. Bases 173 to 2683 code for a protein of 836 amino acids. Gene Ontology annotation, molecular function: protein binding. The record is from RefSeq and is a predicted model, not a curated record. The transcript is spliced from 4 exons. NCBI's taxonomy places the organism in Eukaryota, Viridiplantae, Streptophyta, Pinopsida, Cupressales, Cupressaceae.